Molecule: messenger RNA, 1669 nt
Organism: Carassius auratus (goldfish)
Lineage: Eukaryota; Metazoa; Chordata; Actinopteri; Cypriniformes; Cyprinidae
Gene: anxa5b
Product: annexin A5b
Exons: 13
Coding region: 190-1143 (317 amino acids)
Biological process (GO): negative regulation of coagulation
Cellular component (GO): plasma membrane; cytoplasm; vesicle membrane
Molecular function (GO): calcium ion binding; phosphatidylserine binding; calcium-dependent phospholipid binding
Source: RefSeq, a predicted model, not a curated record
CUUCCCAUAAGCCACAACGACUGGCUUUGCCAGGGUGUGGCUCAACGACACAUCGUAGUGAAGUUGAAUCCUCUUACUACCGUAUUUCAUUCGUCGUCCCUGCUGCUGUUUCGGUCUGUACUGCAGUCCUCUGCUCCUAAAUUAAAACCCUUCUCUCGCUUGAAGUAGCCUAUUACGUGAAUCUCAAAGAUGGCUGGCAGAGGCACAGUGAAGCCCCACAGUGGAUUCAAUGCUAAUAAUGAUGCUGAAGUUCUCUACAAGGCCAUGAAAGGAAUCGGCACUGAUGAGGCUGCCAUUCUCCAGCUGUUGACAGCACGCAGUAAUGCACAGCGCCAAGAAAUCAAAGCUGCAUACAAAACCCUGCACGGAAAGGAUUUGGUGGAUAAUUUGAAAUCAGAGCUGGGUGGGAAGUUUGAGAGUCUGAUAGUGGCUCUGAUGAUUCCUCCCAUUAAGUAUGAUGUCACAUGUCUGCGGGAUGCUAUUAAGGGUGCAGGCACAGAUGAGAAAGUGUUGGUUGAGAUUUUGGCAUCUAGGUCACCUAAUGAAGUCAACCAGAUCAAAAGUUUAUACAAGCAAGAGCAUAAGAAUGACCUGGAGAAAGAUGUGACUGGUGACACUGGAGGUCAUUUCCAGAGGAUGCUGGUUGUUUUGCUACAAGCCAGCAGACAGCAGGAUAUACAAGAAAACCUCAUCCAAAGCGAUGCCCAGGCUCUGUUUGCCGCAGGAGAACAGAAGUUUGGAACUGAUGAAGGCCAGUUCAUCACUAUACUGGGAAACCGUAGCAAUGCUCACCUCAGGAAAGUGUUUGAGGAGUAUAGGAAGCUCUCAGGGUUUGAAAUAGAGGAGAGCAUCCAGAGAGAGACAUCAGGAACCCUACAAGAAGUACUGCUGGCUGUGGUGAAGUGCGCUCGCAGUGUGCCAGGUUAUUUUGCCGAUAGCCUUUACAGUGCCAUGAAGGGGGCAGGCACUGAUGACCAGACAUUGAUUAGGGUCAUGGUUUCCCGCAGUGAGGUGGACAUGUUGGAUAUUCGUGCUGAAUUCCGCAAGAGGUUUGCUACCUCUCUGCACAAAAUGAUUCAGGGUGAUACUUCAGGUGACUACCGUAAAACCCUGCUGCUGCUGUGUGGAGGGGAUGAUGCAUAAACCCUGCCACCUUCUCUGCCUGGGUCGGAUCCCAUGACUCCCAUCUCUGGGGAAGGUAUAUGGGACGAGGGCCUAGUGAAACCAAUUCAGGACAAAUUACAAAAACAUGAUAUUCCAAAUCAAAAGAGGGAUCUCUUGUCGAACUGUGAAGAUGCUCUGCAUAGCACAGAAUUACUUCAAAUAAGCAAUGAGCAAAUUCUGGCAUUUAUAUUUUAUUAAAUGUUUAAUUGAUUUAGAGAGGAAAAAUACUUUAGUAUAAACUUCAAAAAUAUGAGACACCUUCUCUUUUCCAUAUUUAAAGACAUAAUAUCUUCUGCAGUCUAUCAUGGAAAAAAUACAGUUUUACUCAUUUCUUUUUAAAGAUGGAAUCUCAAGCCUUAUGAAGUUUCAAAAAAUAUACAUUAAGAUCAAAGACUUGUUGUACUCAAUGAAGCAAUAUUUUAUAUGCAUCCCAUUUUUUUUUUACUUAUUUAAUGUUUGUAUACUUACUAUCUUCCUUGACAAUUCAGUGUAUUGCAAUUUAAUA